Uranotaenia lowii is the source of this 1102-nucleotide messenger RNA. RefSeq lists its product as uncharacterized. NCBI's taxonomy places the organism in Eukaryota, Metazoa, Arthropoda, Insecta, Diptera, Culicidae. The transcript is spliced from 2 exons. The record is from RefSeq and is a predicted model, not a curated record. The coding region runs from base 75 to 965 and encodes 296 amino acids. Gene Ontology annotation, molecular function: carbohydrate binding.
GGCGAUCGACCGAAGUCAGUUAAGAGUAGAAUUUGUUCGCGUGCACUGUGUCGUUAGUUUUGUGUUCUUCUAAAAUGAUUUUAAACAAAUCACUGCCGAAGUUGUGUUUGCUGGCCCUGCUGCUGGUGCUUUGUGCUAGUUCCCUGGCGGAAGGGCGUCGUCGUAACCGAUAUCGAGGUCACCGGAGCCGACCUCGGGACACUCGGGUCCGAAUCGAAAUCUACCAACCGAAGGGCAUAAUGGUGUGGUACCCGAAGCGACCCGGAAUGACCCUAUUCGGCAUCGAGAUCUAUCUUAAUCAUGAACCAUCUAUGAUGUGGCACCAUGACAGUGCGGAAGAAGUGACCUGCGAUAUCUGCAUGAAUACCACGGAAGGUUCGUACGGGAAGUUCAUCUUGCGGAACGAUGACGCCAUCAUUCGGGGAGGAGACCGGCUCUCGUACAAUGUUAUCAAGCAAAAGGUCAACGGGUCGGCUUACAUCUCCGCGAGCAACGAGUUCUUUGUGGCAGAGAACCGCAUAAGAUCGACAUGCAACCGACAAGUAACGACCCCUCCGACUACGGAUCCCAGCACCGUUAACAUGCUGGAAGAUGAUAUCUCGGUCCUGGAAAACGUAGUCUACGAUGUGUUCCAGCAGUGCCGCAACGUUAGCGAUAUCACCAACAAUCUGUUCAUCAACGUUCGUCCGGCUUCGGAUACUCGGAUGGACUCCAAGCAGCUGUACGCAAGCACCAAGGCAACGCUGGAAAAAUUGUUGCCCCAGUUCGAUUGGAACCUUACUCUGACCAAUGCCUAUUACUACGACGAUGGGGUAGCCUUUGAGGUUAGGACCCUGAUUGACAAGCUGAAGAUUCUGCGCAGAGCCAAGGACUUCGUCCAGUACACCAUCCAGGAUCUGGACGAAAUCGGCAUGGUCGACGAGGAUAAUGAAAUUACGGUUUACGAUAUCGACAGUUAUGAAUAGUUUUGAAUCAUAUGGCUUGAAUUUUUAAUGAUUAUAAACAAAGGUACAUGAGAUGAUUUAAAUCUGCUUUUGGAAGUAUGAAUAAGUGACAAUAGAUUAUAAAGUAAGAAAUAAAAUAAACGAUUUUAAUACCAAAA